UGAGCUAUGCUACAUAAGUGGCGCAUCUCUGUUCUUUUGCGAUAGGUCGAUGCUCUCGAAUGCUCAUGUUGAUUCCUGUUUCUGCUAUUGCAGCUCAAGAUUUUGACCCUUUUUGGCUGAUUGAGUCUGUUUAGGGUGAGAAUUUGAGCCAAUGUUUGCGUUUGAGGCAAUUUUCAUUAAAAAAUAGAUUAAUAUUUGCCUAUUUAUUGUAAGAAAUAGCUAUCAUUUGUUCUUGACGUCAUUUGAUUAGCUAGGACUUCUUGUCACAGAUAUGUCAUUUGUGCCCUGCUGAACAGGAAAAAUCAAAGGAAGGCAAUCAUGAAGAGUUGUGAAAAUUACACUGGUUUUGUUUUUGGUGAAUAAACUUGUUCCGGACAUUUCCGGCACGCUCGAAUAAGGUGCCAGGGGUGCAAAAUCUGUAUUUCAAGGCAAGGCAAGGUUUUCGGAUUUCUUUGGAUUCAUUUGAUGUAAUACUAGACAAGUCAGGUGUAUUGGCCAAUGCGAACUGAAACUUAAAUUCACUUUUCUCGCGGCCAUUGGCAGCAUCUGUUGAGAAAUCAGAAUCAGAAUAACCUCAGACGGCAGCCAUGGAGCCUACUGACUGGUCGCAGCGGCUGCGUAAGAGGACGCAGCGGCCGACGGAGCCGGCCGGCCGGGCGGACGCGACGCCGGGCCCGGCCAAACGGCGCCGCACCAGCGCCGAGCGCCGCCGCCGGGAACGCCACGCGCAGCCGCAGCAGCAGCAGCAGGUGGCGCCGUCAGAGCCCGUGGUGACGCCGCACAUCAACGCACUGCCGGAGGAGGUGCUGCUCUACCUGCUGUCCCACCUGAACGUGCCCGAGCGUGUUCGAGUCAGGGCAGUGUGCCGUCGCUGGCGGGAGCUGUGCCAGCUCAGUCUCCGCUCGGUACGACACAUCAACCUGAACCGCUACUUCGGGCCGCUGAACGUGCAGUGCCGGCCGGCGCUGACCGACCAGCGCUUCAAGCUGGUGCUGCAGCUGCUGCCCAACCUGCAGAAGCUGGAACUGGGACCUGCCGGCGCGAGGCUCUCCAGGAAUGGAAUACUCAGCAUCGGGAAGCUGUGCCCACGCCUUAUCGACCUGGACAUCAGCUGCCUGAGGAUGUCGUUCCGGUUUUUGGAGAACCUCUGCCGCAACUGUCCCCGUCUGCAGCGCAUCAACGUACCGCAGUUCAACUUCAAGGAGCAGAACCUCGAGGUGCUUCUCAAGUACCUGGGCGAGCUGCGUACCCUGGAGUUGGUCUCCACGGGCGUCACGGGCGACUGCUUCAGCCUGCUGCCGGCCUCGGUGCGCAAGGUGACGCUGCGCUCCUGCCCGCGCAUCCGCGAGCACAACUUCUGCCUGGUGGGCGACCGGUGUCCGCAGCUGGAGGAGCUCUGCCUCAGCAAGACGCGCGUCACCUCGCACGACAUCAAACACAUCGCCACCAGGUGUCCCCAGCUGCGGCACCUGGACAUCACCGGCUGUAACCUGGUGCACCCGGAGGAGUUCCUCGAGCUGCUGCCCAACCUCACCUCGCUAUCGGCCGGCGCGUGCGCCAACGUCAACAAGAACUCGCUGCGCGCCCUGGCCACCUUCUGCACCAAACUGGAGCGACUCAACCUCAGAGGCGGGGCGUCGUACCGCAGCGUGCCCUCCUACGGUCUGCAGCUGCUGCACCGACUGCCGCAGCUGCACUGGCUCGACCUCAGCUAUCAGAGCGAGGUCUCGGACGACGUCCUGCGCAGCCUGGCGCGCGCGCCGCGCCUGGCCACCGUGCUACUGCGAGAGAACUACAGCAGCUAUAGCGCCCGUUCGCCAUUCACCGAGAAGGGACUCAUUGAACUGGCCGUCUCGUGCCGCUCGCUCACCUCACUGGACGUCAGUCACGUGCAGGGCGUCACGCGCCACCUGUACGACUCGCUGGUGAGCGCCCUGCCGGCCACCCGCCGACUCUCGCUGGUUGUCGGCAACACGGACCUGGAGGGUCUGGUCGGCACCGACCAGGCCGCCGCCGGCACCGUGGUGCUCUGCCAGGGCAGCCCCGCGGCGCUCGACUACCCGCACGUGAUGCGUGACGACCCUUGGAGUGACGACUCGGAGUCCGAGGGACCCGACGAGGAGCGCUUUGCCGAUGUGUUCAUCGACUGGCUGUGGCUGAAUAACGCGCUGUGGGCCGUCUGAGGGGCCGGAGACGGCGCGCGCUGAAGGACUCCUGUGGCGGCCUCUGGGUCAGCGCGGAGGAACCCCACAGAGGCCGCCAGGGCUCAGCGGCUCGGCUCUGUGGUAUCCAGCGAUGUAGCGGCGCGGGCCAGCAGUGCGCCGCGAGUGAGUGAGUCGGCAGGGACUAUAUAUACGGACACAGACACGCGAGAGGACGGCUCACGGCUACCGUGGUAUCCCACACGGGUGGACAGUCGCGUCAGGGCGCCGCCCGCUCACAGGGCAGGCCCGCCCUAGUGCGGAGACGAGCCGUCCUAUGAGACCGGCGGCAGGCGCGCCCCGGCCACCACCAACCGCCACAGUGGGUAGGUGUGGCGGUCAGUCCUGUGACGGUAAGACCUACCCCGCCUCCGGGGUGAUCUGUGGAUGCGCUAUGUUCCGAACACGCGGGGCGUGUGAGAGUUUGUUUUCUCGUUGGUGUGCGUUUGUGAAACGCUCUCCGCGCUUCACACGCGAUUUUAUCUGUGGCUGGUCGGGAGCGCUCAUUGGUGUGAUGCAUUUACGUUCGUCAUAAUGUGCCGGAGUGCGCAUAGGCUUUCCUUUUUGUGUGCGUGUGGGCACGUGUAUAUAGGUGCGGGAGUUUGUUCUGUUGACGGUCAAUCCAGAUAGUCUUUGUCUAUUAUAAUCGCGCUGGCUGGCGGCUGUGUGUCCCCCGGCGCGGUGAAUUGUGUGCGUUGCGCUGUGGCGCCGUGAUUGGACAGUCGGGCGCUCUGUCUGACGCGGGACGCGCCGCCAGUGGCCGGGCCGGGCAGCUGGUGAUGAGUGCUCGGCGUGUGUGUGAUCAGAGAGUUAGCUCAGCGACAGGCGUCCCCCGCCCAGGAGCGGAACGGCCUCCCUCGGCCGGCACGUAUCGCUGUAUGAAAUAUCAGAGCGGCGCAUUUAUGACCAGUCUUUGUGCUUACAGUGAGGUCUCCCACCGCCACGCUCGCAUAUUAAGACUUCAAAAGAGCAUCUGUUGAGUUGUUUUAUGACAUUUUGUUACGUAAAAUAAAGUUUCUGCAGUUCCUC
Molecule: messenger RNA, 3230 nt
Organism: Amphibalanus amphitrite
Lineage: Eukaryota; Metazoa; Arthropoda; Thecostraca; Balanomorpha; Balanidae
Product: EIN3-binding F-box protein 1-like
Exons: 8
Coding region: 588-2183 (531 amino acids)
Biological process (GO): SCF-dependent proteasomal ubiquitin-dependent protein catabolic process
Cellular component (GO): SCF ubiquitin ligase complex
Molecular function (GO): protein binding
Source: RefSeq, a predicted model, not a curated record